AACUCAGAGAGACUGUACGUAACGACACGAGCAAUCGAAGCCCGCAACAACUCGGUUUCCCAUUAACCUUGCGAGCUUUACGUACUUGUGCGUCAACUCCCCAGUCCCCCCACCGUCACUGUUCUACAGAGGAAGAAAGGGGGAGACGGGCAACCUGUAAAGAACGUUUUCACACAAAUAUGAGCGGCAGCGGGCGGCCCAGGACCAGCUCAUUCGCUGAGCCUCCCGGAGCUCCCGGAUCCGCUGCAGCCGGUGCCGGAUCAGCAGUAGCCGGAGGAAGCUCGACAGGAAAAACUGGGGCUUCUCAAGCCAGCGGAAGCAGCUCGACGGGCUUUGGGAAUUUGAAACUGCCUAGAGACAGCGGCAAAGUGACGACAGUGGUAGCCACGCCCGGCCAGGGCCCUGAUCGCCCGCAGGAAGUGUCCUAUACAGACAUUAAGGUUAUAGGAAAUGGCUCCUUUGGAGUGGUCUACCAGGCUCGCCUCCUCGACAGCCAGGAGAUGGUGGCAAUUAAGAAAGUUCUGCAAGACAAGAGGUUUAAGAAUAGAGAGCUGCAAAUUAUGAGAAAAUUGGACCAUUGCAACAUUGUGAGGCUACGUUACUUCUUCUACUCCAGUGGAGAAAAGAAAGAUGAGGUCUAUUUGAAUCUGGUGCUGGACUUUGUCCCAGAGACAGUGUACAGGGUGGCUCGGCACUUCAACAAGGCCAAGACCACCAUCCCCAUCAUCUAUGUUAAGGUGUACAUGUACCAGCUGUUCCGCAGUCUGGCUUAUAUCCAUUCCCAGGGUGUGUGUCACAGAGACAUAAAGCCCCAGAACCUCCUGGUGGACCCAGAGACGGCCAUCCUGAAACUCUGCGACUUUGGCAGUGCUAAGCAGCUAGUUCGGGGGGAGCCAAAUGUGUCCUAUAUCUGCUCACGGUACUAUCGUGCCCCAGAACUCAUCUUUGGUGCCACCGACUACACAUCCAACAUUGACAUCUGGUCUGCUGGCUGUGUGCUAGCUGAGCUGCUGCUGGGUCAACCCAUCUUUCCCGGAGACAGCGGUGUGGACCAGCUAGUAGAGAUCAUCAAGGUUUUGGGGACACCAACCAGGGAGCAGAUCCGGGAGAUGAACCCUAACUACACAGAAUUCAAGUUCCCACAGAUCAAAGCACACCCUUGGACAAAGGUAUUUAAGCCUCGUACCCCACCAGAGGCCAUUGCGCUCUGCUCUCGACUGCUGGAAUACACACCGGUGACCAGGCUUUCUCCCCUGGAGGCAUGUGCACAUGCCUUCUUCGAUGAGCUGCGCCAGCCCAACACCCGCCUGCCCAGCGGUCGAGAACUGCCGCUCCUCUUCAAUUUCAGUCCCGUUGAGCUGUCUAUCCAGCCUCAGUUGAACUCCACACUCAUUCCUCCUCACGCUCGUGCACAGACAUCACCUGCCUCACAUGAGGGCAGUGUGUCAGACAGUACCACCCAGCCCAGCUCAGCACCUGGAUCCAUCAACAACAUCACCUGAGCAUCCAUCCCUCUGUCAUCCUUUCUCUUUUGUCUUCCCCUUUUUCCAUUUCAUCUCCUCUGCUCUUCUCCCUCUCAACCUUCCUCCUGGCUCCAAACCCUUAAACUUGAGAAACAAAAAAUUAUACACACCCACAUAAACACCAAGCAUUGCUAUGUACCCUGAAUGUUGAAACAAUACAAAGUGAUUUCUGUAGCUGCUAUCUUCAGAAGGGGGGUGUGGAUUGUUUUUAAGGACAUUUAGCUAGCCCAGCUUGGGCUUCAUAUAAGCUGCAGCACAAAGUCCAGGGUAUACAUGUUAUGUGGAUUUGUUGUAUUAUAAUUAACAGUUGACUUUUAUCCCUUUUAUGUUCAUUUUAUUUGCAUUGGCUAAUUUUGUGUCCGUCCAUGGUGCCAUUUAAUGUGGCCCUGACUGGAUAUGGAGCUGAAAACAAGAGCCGUGUGUGAGCCCUAACUAAUAUUGACAAUCAUGCUUAGUUGGGCCAAAAAUGGUACACUUACACUGUACGUAGUGUUUGAUUGUAUAGCCCACCGAGGUAGUUAUGUGGCUAUUUGGUCACUUUCUAACCUGAUCUUUACUCAAGUAUUGUCACUUCACCCAGGUCAGUGGUGAACAAACGUGAGGGUUUUUUUUUUUAACUCUCCCAGUUUGAUACCAGAUAAACAUAAUGGCUGAUUUUGUCCGUUAUUUUAGAUAAAGAGGUUGUUUUAAAUUUUAUUACAAAGGAGGGCACCACAGCCUGUAUUUAGUUUAUUUUUUAAUAUUGGCUCCUCAACUGACUUUAUGUGAAUGAGAGGGAGCUUUAAAUGAGCAGACUGCACACAUCUUUAGUGUCCUUAGUAUACGCUCAUGUUCUCAUUGAUUAAGCUGGAAACAAAGCAUUUCAUGGUGAUUCUCAAAUGAUUAUUGCACAUCUUGAAAGGGAGCAGAGGGAAAGCAAAGGGGAGAGUUAUGUCUACUGUCAAGCUGUUAACAUAACUUCACACCGAGGGAGCUGUUGGUGUCAAACUUCAUCUAAUACAGGAGCCUCAGUGUUUUCGAUGUCGUAAACCCAGUGACCUAGCACUGUAUGGUGAAUAGUCACAUAAUUAAUUGUCGCCUUUACAGUAUUAAUUUUAAUAUCGGCUAGAUUAUGUUGAAGAAUGAAAUCGGCUACAGAGAGACUACUGGCCACCUAGUUUGUCACUGUCAUUGCAGCUAGUAUCCACAGUUAAUGUUAGUGCAGGUGUAUGACUCUGUGAAUGGAUUUUGUUUGCUUUGUGAGAGAGAGUGGUUGAAACCUUCUUUGCCCCAUCCCACAUAGCCUGUCUCUGACAUGUCUUUUUCCUGCAACACACCCCACACAGUGGUAGGAACUGCUCUUGAAUGAUUCGUGUAGCUUAAAGGUCCACUGUUAGCGUAAUUAUUAUUUUUUCCCCACCACACAAGUGUCCAUGCUCAGCCCAAGUUGACCACACUAUCUUACUACCACUAAUGUCUGUAAUCUGACCAGAAAUGAUGCUCAGACCCCUGAAACCCAGCAGCUUUUGGAGCCUCCCCUUCCAUUUCUUAUCCUCCUCCCUCCACCUUCUGCUUCCCUCUCUCCUCCUUUUUUCACUGCUAAACUGUAAAUAUCAAGUACCUUUUAUUUUAUUUUGUUAUUUUUAUUAUAUUGUUGUUCUUGUAAUUUUUUUUCUCUAGUAGACCGGCGCAGCAGCAGCCGGACUGUUUUAUCCUCAGUCGCAGUUUGUAAAUACAAUUUCAUUUCAGUCCCUGGUUCACACGGGGAAAAACAGAACAAAAUGUUUCAUUUUUAUUCUCUCUCCCUCCAUUUCUCUCUUCACAACUUUCCCUUUUCCCCCAUAAAUGUUAUAACUGUUUUAUUUAUUGUAUAUUGGGGGAGGGGGGCUUUAAGUUUCCACAGGGGUGGUAAAAUUGGGGGAUUUGUGCUUUUGUUUUAGUUUUUUAAUUCCAAAUUUUAGUCCAUCAGUGUCACAUGCUAAAUGAGGUCACAUCCAAGAUACUGUACUCUGAUCCAGGCGUUGGAGUGUGUGUUCCACUUAGUAUGUACACAGGUGUACAUGCUAGCCAACAAGUGGAACUCCAGCUUUCAAUUUAACUUCAGCAUGAAGGGAAUGUUACAAGCCUCUGGAUCUGUGGGAUUGUGAUGUUUGGAGGAAGCUCUGAUCACCAUGUGUGUGUGAGUAUAUGUGUGUGUGUGCGUGUGUGCGUGCAUGUGCCUGUGCCUGGAGGAUAGGGGGAAAAUGAAUCUGUGACUUGACCUGUAUCAUCUCCUGUGUCCUACCGUCUCCUGUUUUCACUUACUGUGUGUUGUACGAGUGUAACUGCUUUGACCUAUGGUCAGUAUGUAUGUUUCAUAGAUACUUGGUGAAUUUUUUUGAGCACAGCUGCAGGGAAUGUAUGUGUGUUUGUAUGUGUGCUGGCAGACCAUGGACAUUAUUCUCUGUACUUGUUCCUAAAUGAAGAGCUGGCUAAACGUACUAUUUUAAUGUUUCUUUUUCUAUCUUCUGAUCUGCCUCACUUUCUUUUUAAUUUACUGUGACCUUGCUCUUUUAUCACCCUUGUCUGAGGUGUAAAUGUCAUCUUAGGGAACAGAACGGUUGGAUAAAGGAGAUGAUGAGGAGAGAGAGAUGGAGUGAGAGAGACAGUUUUGGUUUGUUGGUAUAAAUAAUGAAACUCAUUAAUAAAGUGAUGAAACUG
This is a messenger RNA of Monopterus albus (swamp eel), 4202 nucleotides long. It is a transcript of the gene gsk3ab, whose product is annotated as glycogen synthase kinase 3 alpha b. The coding region runs from base 180 to 1502 and encodes 440 amino acids. Gene Ontology annotation, molecular function: protein serine/threonine kinase activity; ATP binding. Gene Ontology annotation, biological process: insulin receptor signaling pathway; regulation of neuron projection development; negative regulation of canonical Wnt signaling pathway. Gene Ontology annotation, cellular component: cytoplasm; axon; nucleus. The record is from RefSeq and is a predicted model, not a curated record. The transcript is spliced from 11 exons. NCBI's taxonomy places the organism in Eukaryota, Metazoa, Chordata, Actinopteri, Synbranchiformes, Synbranchidae.